CCUCAUUUCCAUUAUUUCUUGCUGCCAAUAGUUUCCAGAUAUCUUCCAGCUUUUUUCUCUAUUAUUUCCUCUUCGUUUCCAUUACUUCUUGUCGACAAUAAUUUCCAUUACUUUUUGCUGCCAAUUAUUUCCUCCUACUACUAUUUUUCAUUGCCUUUCAAGAUCAACCCUUCAGAACGCAUCAAUUAGGAGUGCUUACUGAUACAUGAAAAGAAAUGGCAGAAGCAGUUCCAUUCGGUAUAGCUACUAAUAUACUAAUGAAUUUGGGUUCGUCCACAUUCCAAGAAAUAGGAGCAACAUAUGGUGUGAAAAAGGACCUGCGCAAGCUGGAAAACACACUCUCAACCAUUAAAGCCGCACUUCUUGAUGCUGAAGAGAGGCAAGAGAAGAGCCAUUUAGUGCAAGAUUGGAUAAGAAAGCUUAAAGAUGUUGUUUAUGAUGCUGAUGAUGUAUUAGAUUCAUUUGCAACUAAAGCUUUAAGUCGUCAACUGGACACAACAACUGCUGCUGCUGCUGCUGGUAUAAGGAUUAAAGAGCAAGUAAGUGAAUUCUUUUCUAUGUCUAAUCAACUUGCUUUUCGUUAUAAGAUGGCCCAAAAUAUAAAAGAUAUCAGGGAAAGAGUAGAUGAUAUUGCGGCUGACAUGUGGAAGUUUAACUUCAAAGGAAGAGUGUUUGAACUAGGGGUGCAUGACAAGGGAAGGGGACAGACUCAUUCUUUUGUACCAACAUCUGAAAUAAUUGGUAGGGAUAGGAAUAAGGAGGAGAUAGUGAACUUGUUAACAUGUUCAAGUAGCCGUAGUAAUCUUUCAAUUGUUCCAAUUGUUGGAAUUGGUGGAUCAGGCAAAACAACCCUUGCUCAAUUGGUUUAUCAGGAUAAAAGGGUAGUCAGUUCUUUUGAAGAAAGGAUGUGGGUGUGUGUCUAUAAAAAUUUUGAUGUUAGAAUGAUUGCUUCUAGCAUUGUUAAAUCUAUAACUAAAAUUGAUCCCGGGAACUUGGAGCUUGACCAAUUGCAGUCAUGUCUUAGGGAAAAUUUAGAUGGGAAGAGAUAUUUGCUUGUCUUGGAUGAUGUUUGGGAUGAAAGCUAUGAGAGAUGGGUUUGUUUGGAGAGUUUGUUAAGAAUUGGAGCUCAAGGAAGUAAGAUUCUGGUCACUACUCGAAGUAGAAAAGUGGCCUCUGUCAUGGGUAUCAGCUGCCCAUAUGUUUUGGAAGGCCUAAGGGAAGAUGAUUGUUGGGCAUUGUUUGAGCACAUGGCGUUUGAAGGAGACAAGGAGAGAGUGAAUCCAAGCCUGAUAACAAUCGGAAAGCAAAUGGUGAGGAGAUGCAAAGGAGUUCCUCUUGCCGUAAAAAGCUUGGGGAAUGUAAUGCGAACAAAAACAGAAGAGACUGAAUGGUUGACUGUCCAAAAUGAUGAGAUUUGGAGGAUUUCUUUUGAUGAUGAUGAAAUUAUGCCUGCACUCAAAUUGAGUUAUGAUCAUUUGCCAAUCCCUUUAAGACAGUGUUUUGCCUUUUGUUCAAUUUUCCCAAAAGAGUACAUAAUCCAGAAAGAUUUGUUGAUCCAGUUAUGGAUUGCUCAUGGUUAUAUCCACUCUACAAAUGGGAAUCAGCAUCUGGAAGAUCUUGGUGAUCAGUACUUUAAGGAUCUAUUGGCAAGGUCUUUCUUUCAAGAAGUGGAGACAGAUGAGUAUGGCCACAUCAAAACAUUUAAGAUGCAUGAUCUUAUGCAUGGUCUUGCCCAAGUAGUUGCAGGGACAGAUUGUGCUAUUGCAGGAACUGAUGUAGAGAAUAUUUCUGAAAGAGUCCAUCACGUAUCUGUUUUACAACCUUCUUAUUCUCCGGAAGUGGCUAAGCAUUUACUAGAAGCAAAGAGCAUGAGGACUUUGUUUUUGCCAGAUGAUUAUGGAUUUACCGAAGAAUCAGCUUGGGCAACUCUAAUUUCAAAGUUUAAAUGCCUACGUGCAUUGGACUUGCAUCAUUCAUGUAUCAGGCAAUUGCCCUAUACCAUAGGCAAGUUAAAGCAUUUGAGAUAUCUUGAUCUUUCUGAUAAUGGUGAUUUCAAAAGCCUUCCCUGUUUCAUAUGUAAUCUAUAUAAUUUGCAAACUCUUUUGCUCUCAAAUUGUACAAGUCUUCAGUGUUUACCAAGAGACCUUGGAAAACUUAUUAGCCUUAGACAUCUUAUGAUUGAUGGGUGUCAUAGGCUGACUCACCUGCCAUCUCAGUUGGGAAAAUUGACUUCACUGCAAAGGCUACCAAGGUUUAUCAUAGCAUUGAACAAAGAAUGCUUUCCAGGCAGUGCAAAGCUCAAAGACUUAAAUGGCCUAAACCAGUUGAGAGAUGAAUUAUGUAUUGAAAACCUUGGAGAAGUCAAGAAUGAUGUAUUCGAGUCCAAAGGUUCAAAUUUAAAAGGGAAGAAAUUCCUCCGAUCCCUGAAUCUAAAUUGGGGGCCAAUUAGAGGUGGUGAUAAUGAACAUGAUGAGUUAUUGAUGCAAAACCUGCAGCCACACUCAAAUUUGAAGAAGUUGCACGUGGAAGGUUAUGGAGCAGUGAAAUUCUCAUCUUGGCUCUCGUUGCUUAGAGGUAUUGUGAAAAUUACCAUAAAGAAUUGCCACAAGUGCCAACAUCUGCCACCUCUUCAUGAGCUUCGCACUCUCAAGUUCCUCAGUCUUCAAGAGUUGACAAACCUCGAGUACAUAGAUGAUGGUAGUAGCCAGCCCUCAUCAUCUCUGAUAUUCUUCCCAUCCUUGAAAGUACUCUCACUUGUUGACUUGCCUAAUUUGAAGAGAUGGUGGAGGACAAAAGCAGCGGCUGAGUUGAUGAGCAAUAGUGAAAUAGCAUCAUCAUUACUUGCUGAACACCAAGAAGAACAGCCUAUGCUACUACCUUUUUUUCCUCGUCUUUCUAGCCUAAAAGUUCACCACUGCUUUAACUUGACAUCCAUGCCACUCCAUCCUUACCUUGAAGAGCUAUAUCUAUAUGAAGUUAGUGAGGAACUUUUGCAGCAACAAAGAACGAUGAUAAUCACUGCAAUGACAAUGAGGAUCAGCAUGAUGAUGAUGAUGAUGGCAGCUUUACAAAGCCCCAAAGCUUCUUCUUCUUCUCCUUCUUCUUCCUCCUCCACUUCUUGCUCCACCUCCUCCUCCUUUAACUCUUCAAUACCUUCCCACUAUUCCUUCUCCGCCUCUCCUCUUUCUAAAUUGAAGUCUCUACAGCUGGUGAGAAUCGAUGACUUAAAAUCUUUGCCAGAGAUAUGGUUGCCAAAUCUCACUUCUCUCGAGCUUAUAAAAAUUGAAGAGUGCCCUAGACUACAAUGUUUGCCGGGGGAAGGUUUUAGAGCCUUAACCUCUCUCAGGACUCUAAGGAUAUACAGAUGUGAAAAUUUGAAGACUCUAUCUCAGGGCAUUCAGUAUCUCACUGCCCUUGAGGAACUGAGAAUUAAGAGCUGUGAGAAGCUUCAUCUUUCAGAUGAUGGCAUGCAGCUGCAAGACCUUAAAAACCUCCAUUGUCUAGAACUCAAUGACAUCCCAAGGAUGACGUCUCUUCCAAAUUGGAUUCAAGACAUCCCCUGUCUACUGGAAUUACAUAUUGAAGAAUGCCAUAGUUUGAGCACUUUGCCAGAGUGGAUAGGCAGCCUGUCAUCGCUUCAAAGACUUAAAAUUUCAUAUAUCUCCCGAUUGACUUCAUUGCCAGAUAGUAUUCGUGCUCUUGCAGCUUUACAACAGCUCAGAAUUUGCAACUGUCCCAAACUUUCAAAAAGAUGCCGGAAACCCACAGGUGCUGAUUGGUUAAAAUUUUCCCAUGUUGCAAUGAUCAAAAUUAAUGGAAAAUGGGUUCAACGACUAACAUGACAUUGUUCUGACUGGUAGCAUUCUGCAGCUGAAUUGGAUGAACUCAGGAAACUGAUGAUGCUAUAAAGUUCAGAGCAAAAAAGCCAAUAAGAAGCAGAAGAAGAAUUAUGACUGUUCUGCAACUGAAGGACAACCAUCAGAUGGAUUAUGCGACACUUUCUUGUCAUUCUUGAUGAGUUUGUAAUGUCCUCUGAAAUGAAAUAUCAAAAUGUGGUGCAGUUAGUAGCAAGUCAUGAACUUAGAUAUAGAGGUUCAACAUGUCUGAUAAGUUGGACUCAAUUCCUGCUUUAGUGAUACUUGGAGAGGAAAUGGUGUUUAAGGUUGCUUCGCAGGUAUAUAUAAGCUAUUUCUAAUGUCCGAUCAUUUGUAAUAUACUCAACAGGCUAAUAUGUUUGAACACUGUAUUCCCGUCU
Molecule: messenger RNA, 4255 nt
Organism: Ricinus communis (castor bean)
Lineage: Eukaryota; Viridiplantae; Streptophyta; Magnoliopsida; Malpighiales; Euphorbiaceae
Product: putative disease resistance protein RGA1
Exons: 2
Coding region: 216-3842 (1208 amino acids)
Biological process (GO): defense response to other organism
Molecular function (GO): ADP binding
Source: RefSeq, a predicted model, not a curated record